AAUUUUUCAAUAGAAGUAAUGAGUUAAUUGCGAUAUUGUUUUUUAUUGAACAGUUCUACCUUUUGGUAGGCAAUGUUAACAUAAAUAGCAAGUAAAAGUUACUUUUAUUUCUUAUAUAUUUUAUUUGAAUAUUUUUUGGCUUAGAAAAAAUACAAUGCGGCAAAAAAGGAAACAAUAUGUCCUGACUACAGUGUUAGUCGGAUGUGUGAUGUUCGCUGUCAUGUUCAACGACACAUUGCUUCAAUCUAUGGGAAAUAUGACGCUGGUUCGACCGUAUUUACCUGCUAUUAUUCCCCAGUUACCUGACACAACAUUUAAGAUUAACAGCACUUUGUGUAAGCACGUCAUUGCAGUAAGUAAGAAGCACAAUUUCACGUGGAUCUUGGCGAGGAGAAGAAAUUUGGAAUCCGACAUAUCAAAAUAUGUUAAUGUACAUAAUGAACAUAAAUCGCAGAAAAGUGAAGUCAUCAAUUUUAGAGGGAAGGAUGAUAAUUGUUCCGAAUGGUUGCCCAAACAACUAGAAAUAGUUCCGGUCAAGGUUCCACGGACAGCACUGUCAAGUCCCUAUCACUCUGGAAACACAUGGCUUCGACAUCUCGUUCAGCAGGCCACCGGUUAUGGAACCUCUACUGUUUACUGCGACAAAGAGUUACUGGCUAAAGGAUAUCCCUUUGAAUGCGAGAAAAAACAGCAGGAUCGCACCAUUCUCAUCAAAACUCACAAGCCUGAAAUGGGAUCUUUUGGACGGAACAUGUCGCUCCCAUUUGCUAAGAGACUAGUUGAAAGAAUGCCAGAGUAUAACCGCGCCGUGUUACUUAUCAGAAAUCCAUACGAAUUUCUUGUUGCAAAUAUCUAUUCCAGUCACCUUGAUGAAGUACCUGAAAAAGCAUUUCUGGGUGAAAGUAAAUGGCGAAGAAGUCAACCUAAACUGUUUCAAUGGUGGCAGGACAUCAAUCAUUAUUGGCUUCAUGAGUUCAAUGGUCCAGUGCUUCCCGUUCUGUAUUCACGCCUACGCCAUGAUGUGGCUGGAGAACUCAAACGGAUUCUAGAUUUCAUGCAUGUCAAUGUAACCGAGCUAGAUAUUAAAUGUGCGAAAGCACACGGGGAAGGCAAUUUUCACAGAAAAUCUAGAAAGUGGACAAAAAUUAACAGCAUUGUUGAUCUUUUCCCUGAAGAUUUCCAAAGAAAAAUAAAUGCUAGUGUAACAGAAUAUUCAAAACAUUUAAAGUCAUGUUACAAUGUGGACUGGGUAUCAGAAUAUGACAAUUUGUAUACACAAAAUACAAGAAGAGUAAAUUAAUAUACACGGCGGUAGUUCAUUUUUAAAAGGAACUCUUCAUAUAAGCCUGAAAAUGUAAUGAGUAUUUUUUUCUAGAUGGGUUUCCUUGCAUUAUUGUUCUGUUUCAAGUUAUAGUCAACUAAAACGAUGUUUUUAUGUAUUUGAGGAGGCACGAUGUCGCUAAAAUGCCCUAUGGAUCUUGUGGAAUGAUUGUUGGACCGAGUGUCUAAAAUGACAUUUUAACGACCGUUCCAAGGCGGUACCUAACAAUUCUUGAUAAACCCAUCUAGUUUUUUAUAUAGUGUAUAUGCAGUGUGCUGUUUGUGGAGUAUUGUGCUGUUGUUCCAUGUUUCUUGUUCGUGAUUUUUUGUUUAAAUGUUUUGUGUUUUUGGCGUUUACCCUGUUCCAUUAAACGGUGUUUAUGUUUAAACGUUUGGGUACUAGGCUUGUUUCUGUAGUUUUUCAUAUAUAUAUUGAGCACACAACAUUGAAUUGGAGGCGGACACUUUAUCCACUAGACAACUUUCACAUUUUCACACUUUAAAGAGCCUAGUUAAAAACAUUUGGCUUUUCCAAGGAUGUGCCCUAUUAAAGGAUUUUCUGAAGUCUUUAACAUUGAGCUGAUCAAACUCUUUCUCGUUUAUUCGGUCUGCCAAUGCAAUCUUGCACUUAUUUUACCUUCCAGGUUGGACAUGCAGUCAUGUUACAUAUACGUCAUGUAUUGCAGGUCAAUCGUCAGAAACAUGACAUGUCAGUGCCUGAAAUAUGAAUUAUGAAAUACAAAGAAAAGGAUAAUGUAAAAGGAAUAGAAGUCAUUGAAGAAAUUAUUAAAAUUUAUUUUACUAACCGUUAUGAAAUACUCAUAUCGGGGGAUUUAUACGCUUGUGUUUUUAAUGACCAAGAAAAGGUCAACCUAGAUAGAAAUGUUCCAUUUAAUAUGAU
Messenger RNA from Mya arenaria, 2221 nucleotides. Its product is annotated as WSC domain-containing protein 1-like. The transcript is spliced from 4 exons. NCBI's taxonomy places the organism in Eukaryota, Metazoa, Mollusca, Bivalvia, Myida, Myidae. Gene Ontology annotation, molecular function: sulfotransferase activity. The coding region runs from base 155 to 1300 and encodes 381 amino acids. The record is from RefSeq and is a predicted model, not a curated record.